Messenger RNA from Aureococcus anophagefferens, 690 nucleotides. RefSeq lists its product as hypothetical. NCBI's taxonomy places the organism in Eukaryota, Pelagophyceae, Pelagomonadales, Pelagomonadaceae. Gene Ontology annotation, molecular function: lipid binding. The transcript has a single exon. The record is from RefSeq and is a predicted model, not a curated record. Bases 1 to 690 code for a protein of 229 amino acids.
AUGGCUUGCACGAUCGUGCCACGCGCUCGUUGCGCUCGGCGCGUCUUGCUCGCGCUUUUGCAGCUCUGCAUGGUGCGCGGCCGCUGGCUCGCGGCGCCGAAUCCUGCACUGCAGGAGCUGCAGAGCACUAGGGGUUGGCAGUUCGUGCUGCACAAGCAGGGCGUCAAGGUCUGGAAGCGCACGGGCUGCGACGACCACGCGAACUUCGCCGUCAAGGCGACGAUGACCAUGCCCUGCACGGCCCAGCAGCUGGCGAGCAUCCUGACGACGCGCGACUACGACGUCAUCCGAAAGUUCAACCCGACGAUCGUCGACGGCGCGGACCUCGAGUGGCGCGACGGCCGCAGGGAGCGCAUCACCUACAUCCUCACGAAGCCCGUCUUCCCGCUGCGGCCGCGCGACUUCGUCUGCCGCGUGCGCCGCGAGCGCGUCGGCGACGCGGAGCUGAUCACGAACGAGGCGGCGACGCACCGGCGCGCGCCCGCGCCGCGGCGCACGGUCCGCGGCGAGCUGCGGGGCCUGCACCUCGUCGAGCCGGCGGGCGACGGGUGCUGCCUCUACACCUGCGUCCACGAGAUCGACCCGGGGGGCGCGGCGCCGCGGCGACUCGUGAACUGGUUCGCGCUGCGGAAGCCCCUCCAGUACAUGCGCCAGCUCCGCGACGUCGCCGCCGCGACGUUCCCGCGAUAA